CGCCUUAUGUUCUAACAGCAAUUGACCUUUCAAAGACUGCUGGGGGAAAACGCUCAAAGCCUCUUCCGGGAUUUUCCAAGGACCCCGCCUUAACGAAGUGCAAUUCCCAGUGGCUUGCAAGUUUCCAGCAGGGAGGAUAAAUCUGACCACCUAAGUCCAACUCUCUGACACUUCGGGAAAUGUCCAGGAGUUAGGAAACGCAUCGCCGUGGUCUCUCCAGCCUAGCUGGACUCGCCCCACAAAGAGCUCGGCACCAGCGGUUCCGGUGACCACGGGGAGCUCUCGGAGACCGCCGGGCCGCGCACCGUGUCGGGAUUGGAAGACGCGCCCGCCGUUCCCUCCCGACCCCAGGCGGCGGAGCUGCUGCGGGAGACUGCGCGUGCGCGCUGGGCGGACGGUUCCGGAGACGGCGUUCUUAGCCGCCUUCCGUCUCCGGCGACAGCAUGAAGACCGCGGAGGACGCCAGAGGAGCGCGCAGCGAGGGACCGCGGGAGAUAGGCCUCUGCCUUCUCUGCGGCCUCCCGGCAGCAGGAAAAUCGACCUUGGCGCGGGCCCUCAGCCACCGGCUACGGGAGGAGCGGGGCUGGGCCGUCGGCGUCGUCAACUAUGAUGACGUCAUGCCGGACGCGUUCCUGGAGGAGGCGAGCGCGCGGCCAUUGCCAUCCCAAUGGAAAUUGCUUCGACAGGAACUGUUGAAGUACCUAGAAUACUUCUUGAUGGCUGUCAUUAAUGGGUGUCAGAUGUCUGCCCCACCCAACAGGACUGCAGCCCUGUGGGAGGAUUUUAUAAGGUGCUUAAAGGAUCAAGAUCUGAUAUCUUCUGCUGCGCUGGAGACCCAGUCUUGCUACCUCUUAACGAAGAUUGCUGUUUCUAGACCUUUAUUUUUGAUCUUAGAUGACAACUUUUAUUAUCAAAGUAUGAGAUACGAAGUCUACCAACUGGCUCGGAAAUAUUCAUUAGGCUUUUGCCAGCUUUUUUUAGAUUGUCCUCUCGAGACCUGUUUGCAGAGGAAUGGCCAGAGAUGCCGGGCACUGCCUGCCGAGACCAUUCACCUGAUGGCAAGAAAGAUAGAGAAGCCCAACCCGGGGAAAAAUGCUUGGGAACACAACAGCCUCACAAUUCAGAGUACGCCGUGCUCUUCUGAGGCCAGCCUGAAGUUGACUGAUUUAUUGCUUACCGCUUUGGAAAAUCCAGUAAAAUAUAUUGAGGACAAUGUGGAACAAAAGGAAACAGACAGAAUUAUUUGUUCAACUAACGUUCUGCAUCAAGCUGACCAGACGCUCCGAAGGAUUGUCUCUCAGACGAUGAAGGAAGCAAAAGAUGAACAAGUGCUUCCUUGCAACUUGAAGCUUCUAGCAGAAGAACUCAACAAGCUCAAAGCAGAGUUUUUGGAGGACCUAAGGCAUGGAAACAAAAAAUACCUGUGCUCUCAACAAACCAUCCACAUAUCUGAUGUUAUUUCUUGUUUUCAUUAUGAGAAAGACAACAUUGUCCAGAAAUAUUUUUCAAAGCCACAUUAAAACUUCUGAACUUCCGA
Callorhinus ursinus (northern fur seal) is the source of this 1537-nucleotide messenger RNA. The record is from RefSeq and is a predicted model, not a curated record. NCBI's taxonomy places the organism in Eukaryota, Metazoa, Chordata, Mammalia, Carnivora, Otariidae.